Molecule: messenger RNA, 396 nt
Organism: Strongyloides ratti
Lineage: Eukaryota; Metazoa; Nematoda; Chromadorea; Rhabditida; Strongyloididae
Product: Transthyretin-like family and Immunoglobulin-like fold domain-containing protein
Exons: 1
Coding region: 1-396 (131 amino acids)
Cellular component (GO): cell surface
Source: RefSeq, a predicted model, not a curated record
AUGUUUAUUAGUUCAAAUAUUUUACCAAUAACAUAUGGUCUUUUCUUUAGGCAUGUACAAUCAGUUAGUGUUCAGGGAUAUUUAAAAUGUAAUGAUAAACCUGCUACUGAUAUUACAGUAAAAUUAUAUGAUAAGGAUACAUUUACUUUUGAUGACUUAAUGGCAAAAGGAAAAACUGAUUCAAAUGGAUAUUUUAAAUUAAGUGGUAGUGAAAAAGAAAUGACAAAGAUUGAUCCAGAACUUGUAAUUCACAAUUCAUGUGGUUCAAAACUUGGAAAAUUUUCAAUGAAACGAAUUAAAGUUACUAUACCUAAAAGUUAUAUUACCAAUGGACCUAUUCCAUCAAAAGUAUUUGAUAUUGGUACUAUGGAAUUGGCUGGAAAAAUAAAAACAUAA